Messenger RNA from Callithrix jacchus (white-tufted-ear marmoset), 1459 nucleotides. Lineage: Eukaryota; Metazoa; Chordata; Mammalia; Primates; Cebidae. The record is from RefSeq and is a predicted model, not a curated record.
AUUGUAGCAAUCACUCUGACAGUCUUAUCCAUUUAUCCAUUAUCCAUUUUUAAGUUUUAGGUAUUGGAAAUAUAAAGAUGAGUCACAUAAAUUCUAUUUUUAAUCCAGUGGCAGAGAUAGAUCAAUCCUUUUUCUCUUCCUUUAUUCCCCCUUUCCCAAUUUGAGCAGGGGGAGCAUUUUGGCCCAGGCCUCACAUCCAUGAAAAACUUUAAACAUUAGACUUCUCAGUGUGAAGUUAAACACACAGUGACAGAAGUCGUUAAUAGGAUAGAGAAAAAAAUGAUGUCAUAGGAACUGAACCUUGCAUUUAUGACUAACCACACCUCUGUGCAUUAAAAAUUAAUAUUUUCGCCCCACUGGCGGCUCUGAAGAGCCAUCUUUGCAUUGUUCCUCCUCCGACUCCUUGCUCGCCUCCGCCGCCUCCGCCUCCGCCGCGCGUCUCCUUCGCCGUCGCAGACUCCGGCAGCUUUAUCGCCAGAGUCCUUGAAAUCUCGCUUUCUUUUUAAUCCCCCGCAUCGGAUCACUGGCGUGCCCCACCAUGUCAGACGCAGCGGUAGACACCAGCUCCGAAAUCAUCACCAAGGACUUGAAGGAGAAGAAGGAAGUUGUGGAAGAGGCGGAAAAUGGAAGAGACGCCCCUGCUAAUGGGAAUGCGAAUGAGGAAAAUGGGGAGCAGGAGGCUGACAAUGAGGUAGAUGAACAAGAAGAAGAAGGUGGGGAGGAAGAAGAGGAGGAAGAAGGUGAUGGUGAGGAGGAGGAUGGAGAUGAAGAUGAGGAAGCUGAGUCUGCUGCGGGCAAGUGGGCAGCUGAAGAUGAUGAGGAUGAUGAUGUCGAUACCAAGAAGCAGAAGACCGAUGAGGAUGAUUAGACAGCAAAAAAGGAAAAGUUAAACUAAAAAACAAAAAAAGGCCGCCAUGACCUAUUCACCCUCCACUUCCCGUCUCAGAAUCUAAACGUGGUCACCUUCGAGUAGAGAAGCUGGUCCACCUGCCCAACGCGGGCAGUGCCACCCGCAGAUGAACGACGUGCUCUCCACUACCCAACCCGAACCAUGAGAAUUUGCAACAGGGGAGGAAAAAAAGAACUAAAACUUCCAAGGCCCUGCUUUUUUUCUUAAAAGUACUUUAAAAAGGAAAUUUGUUUGUAUUUUUUAUUUACAUUUUAUAUUUUUGUACAUAUUGUUAGGGUCAGCCAUUUUUAAUGAUCUCCGAUGACCAAACCAGCCUUCGGAGCGUUCUCUGUCCUACUUCCGACUUUACUUGUGGUGUGACCAUGUUCAUUAUAAUCUCAAAGGAGAAAAAAAAACCUUGUUAAAAAAAAAAGCGAAAACGACAACAGAAAAACAGUCGUAUUCCGAGCAUUCCAGUACCUUUGUUGUGUAUGUACUUAGCUGUACUAUAAGUAGUUGGUUUGUAUGAGAUGGUUAAAAGGCCAAAGAUUAAAAGGUUUCCUUUUUUUC